Molecule: messenger RNA, 1025 nt
Organism: Amborella trichopoda
Lineage: Eukaryota; Viridiplantae; Streptophyta; Magnoliopsida; Amborellales; Amborellaceae
Product: Big1
Source: RefSeq, a predicted model, not a curated record
UUAAUCACGAGGCAUGGCAAGGCGCUCUUUGUUCAACUUGUUAUUCUUCUUCUUCCUACAAAGCUACCAUCUCUUUUGAAUGUUUGUUUGGACCAUGCUUGUGAAGCCUGUGACUAAGAAUUUCGGCGGAAUGUCGGAAAAAAAGGACUAUGAUAAGAUUUUUCCGGGAAAGGCUGCGAAAUCCACCGUUGGAGUGAGCAUAACAAGGGCUGAGAUUGAGAGGUUUUGGAGAAGGAAGAGAAUGGAAGAAGAAGAGCACCUUAUGGCCGCCAUGAAGGCAGCUGCUCGGAUUAAGGCGCGUACCUUGAUGGAGGAAGAGUACAAGCAUUUUGAGGAAUCUUUGGAUUCCAUGAUCAACAACAACCCCAAACAAGUGGUUGGGAUUAAGGACUGGUGGACCAGGAGCCGUUUUGCGUAUUUGAAUCAGCCUCCACUUCAAUACAUGGAUCCUCCAAAGAACUCUUAUGUCCCCCAAUUCUGGUGCUGCUACUCCCCCCUUCCAUCCCAGGCCUCUUUCCUUCACGUUCACUGAGUCUUAAGUCUCUCUCUCUCUCAAUAUGUGAACACUUACGCCCCGCAAAUUCUGGUGCUACUCCCCCUUACAUUCCCCGGCCUCUUUCCUGCGCGUUCACUGAGUCUAAGAGUCUCUCUCUCUCUUAGUAUGUUUGUUUGUGUUUGUGUGCUCAUUGUUUUUUUUCUCUUUCAAUAUGUUUGGUUGUGUUUGUGUGCUCAUGUUUUUUAGGUAAGUAUUUUAAAAAAUAGCAAGUAAAUGGGGAUUUAGAUCCCUGUUUUUUGAUGAGAAUGGAGUUAGAGACUUCAUCACGAGACUCAACAAUACUAUCACCAAAGCCCCAAUCCAUUCUAGUAUCAUGUAUUUGUGUAUCGUAUCAUGUAUUUGUGUAUGUAGUUAGUAAUAGAAUCUCUAUUUGUAGAGACACGUUUUGCGUUAUUGAACAAUCUAGAAGAGGCGAUGUAUGUAACAUACGUAUUUGGAGUGAAUGAAGUUUUUUACUUGGACUCUCUCA